Xenopus tropicalis (tropical clawed frog) is the source of this 2656-nucleotide messenger RNA. RefSeq lists its product as uncharacterized. NCBI's taxonomy places the organism in Eukaryota, Metazoa, Chordata, Amphibia, Anura, Pipidae. The record is from RefSeq and is a predicted model, not a curated record. The coding region runs from base 730 to 2289 and encodes 519 amino acids. The transcript has 2 exons.
UCCUGACAUCACGGACCAGGCACUUAUCAAACCUAAGGAGAGACAUGGAGCGGCACAUUUAUGAAAAAAAACAUGCUGUUUUAUGUCAAGGAAAAGGCGGGUGUCUUGGAAGAAGUAUCAUGGCUACAGCAAUGGUGUUUGUGGUAACCCUGUGUUUAACACUUAUCAAUACUAGUUCUAAACAGAUUGAUUAUCCCAACCAAGAUAACAGUGCUAUACUAACAAUCAGAAAUGUUAAGAAGGUUACUGCUGUAAUUACUAUGACAAUUAGAGAUAUGUCAAAUGGAGUGGUAGUAAAUGGGACCAUGUUAUCAGGAUCAGAGGGAGAAUGGGUUAUUGUUCAAUGCCAUAUAACCGCGUCUCAAUUAAUCUUCCCUGGUAAGCUUAUUAGAUGGACUUAUCCUGGUGGCACAGAAAUUCACACAAGUACCGAACUAUAUUGGACCAAUACAACUGAAAAGUCUACCCAGAGCAUGUUGCUGCUUAAAAAUAUUUCUUUAACAAGUAAUGGUAUAGUUACAUGUUCUCCUGAGGGUGACUGGGCUGAAGGUGUUUGGGACAGCAAGAUUAGAAUAAAUAUUCUUAAGUCUGAAGUAUGUCCAGAGCUGCAACCUAUAUCACUAAGUGGUUUAACCAAUAUCUGGGGUGCUCUACAACAAUGUUCAAUACAUUCAUAUUCCAGUUAUUCUAAAUUUUAAAAACUGGACUCUACCCAGCCAAAUAUGUGAUAUGAAUAUAAUUAAUAUGUAUGACAUAUUUAUAAAAGAUAAAAUAAAUUCCUUUUGGAAGCGUAACACAGGACAGGUUAAUAAUAAAUUGAACCCCCUUAUGAACACCCAUAGAAGGUUCUCCAAAAGAGACAUUGGAGGGAUAAUUGGUACUGUCUCUGGUCUUUUUGGUUCUGGGAUGUCUAUCUGGAACAGGGCUGACAUAUCAUCUUUGUGGGAUAAUGAGCAGAAACUUAAGAUCCUAAUGGGAAAUAAGAUUACUAAACCCCUUGCCUCCUCUCAGUUGGGCUUAGAAAAUGAAGAAUUAGCAACUGUUUAUGAUAUGCAUGUAAUAGCAAAAUUGUUUUUACAAAUGCAAGACAAGUUGAAUGAACUAAUUUCUGUCAAUAAUGAAGAUGCCACUAAUAAUAAGCUGGGCAGAGAAAUGGCAUGUAUUGCUUAUGGGGACUUCAUCUUAAGCAAAAUAUCGGACAUGCUCCGUGAUAUUGAACUCCAACGUAUCUUUGAUUUUAUUCCAGAUACGAGAAUUAGGGGGUGGUAUGGGAAACUUGAGACAGGUGUGACUAUGUGUACCAUUCGGGACUUGGCUAAAGUUACAUUACAUGCCAUCAAAUGUGAUGACACACUCAGUACUAUGAUACCAUUGACAAUAUCUCUCCCUGUUAUACCCACCAACGGAAUCUACAGAGACUUGGCAAAAAUUCAUUCCCUUGGGAUUCUCGAGGAAAGUGUUCUAAAGGAAUUUAAAAGACCUCCUACUCUUUUGGUUAAACACCCAUCUGGUGACUGGCAAUCCCCAGACACAUCCUGCUGCUUAAAGGAAAAGGACAUCUAUAUAUGCAGAUGCAACAUCCUGGAUUUGGCUGGAGAUACUUGUGGCCUAACACUGAAUCAGACUUUCAGAACAGAAGAGAAGAUGAAAGUUGAAGAAACCAUUACCACGUGUGCAGUAAAACUAACUAGAUGGCACCAGGAUAUGAUAAAAACGGCUUAUGUGGGUGAUGGGAAAUACUGCAUAAUAGCAAAAGGACAUAACUUCUUCUAUGGGGGAAAUGAGUGCACCUUAAGCAGUCCAAACUUCUGCUUAACAGUAAAGGAAAAAAUGGAAAUCAAUGGUCACACUAUCAUCCCUGUCCCAGUUUAUCAUGACACUUCUGAAGUUCAAGUAAAGUUACGUUAUCAGGAAGAAAUAAAAAAUUUGGUUCCGCAAUUACAUGUACCAAUACCGACAUUAUCACUUGAUGUCCAUAAACUAAUGGAAAGAACCCCAGAACAUUUAUUACAAAUGAAACAAAGUACAAAGAAUGCUAUGGACUCUGUAUUGCAACUAACAACUACUAAAUGGUGGGAUUCAAUGGACAAUGUUUCAGAACACCCAAUUUUUCGGUUAUCAUUCAAAAUGUUAAUCUGUAUCCAAGGUAUACUUGUAAUAUGUGGGUUACUUCUGUUUUGCAAAAUGACUAGAACCAUUAAGAAUCUUGAACGUUUUACCUAUGGACAAGUCCAGGAAAGAGGGAUCAUAUCACAUAAGCUUCAUUCACCCUCUAGGUGGGGACUGUAAGAUUCUGGUAAAAUAUAGAUAUAUAUUGUGGGCUCCUAUAUUUUAUCAAAUCUAUAAUGAAACCUUUCUUUAGUAGAGGAAACAGCCUAAUUAGCUUAGCACCUGGGUGUCUGGUCCAAACAAUAGGAGUUUCCUAAUUUGGGGAAACAAAGGUACUGCUCUGGGAAAGGUUUGGUCACACCUAAACUCUAAUUAACAUUAUCAAAGAGUCAAGGACACCGGAGCCAGCACUAAAUGGAUCCCUGGUGAUAUGCAUAAUCAGUUAGUUCAGGAAGGACAGAUGUUGACUACAUGACAAUUUGCCAAUCCAAAAUGGAGGACGGGUAACUUCCUGUAACUGACUGGUAUGUGCUAGCAUCAUUCAAAU